AAGUCGCUUUAACAGGUUACGAUUUGGUCACUAUUGGUGACAGUAAGGUUAUAAUUGACUGUGUGUCAAGGGGUUCAUAUUUUUCUGCUCUGGACUAAGUUUGUAGGCUAUUGUUGCAAAUAUCUGAGACGGACAUACUGUAACUAUACAUUGUCUCAGUCAGAUUAAAGCAACACUUAAUCGUUUUUAUCCUCGGGUUUCUCAACAAAUUGCCCCUUAUUCAAGAAAGGGCCUGCUUCUCAAAACAUGCAGUUAUGGCCUAUGGAGAGAGGGGAAAGCCUAAAGUGGACUGUUACAAAUUGCUGAACCUCUGAAGCAAAUUUGGAAACCUUAUUUUAACAUUAUUCUAAAAAAAAUGUUCUGUUGCUUUAAAUGUGUUCCCUAACCGGUUUGUAAAACAAUAGUGGAGCUAUAAAUAUCAUGGGGCUUAUUUACUCAAUCUUAAAUUCAAAGCUUACUGUGCACACAGAAUAGCACACUCAAAGUCUGCCCGAAAAAAGCUUACGCAAAGAACGGAAAACAAAAAAAAGCACAGCAGCUUACAUCAGGCAGCACAGAGAGGCCUUUGUGUCCGACUGCACCCUGCGCUCCCCUACCCAGCUCAUAAUUAGCGUACAGCACAUCAUGCUAAUCUUCAAAUAAAAGGAUUUUCCACCGCAUACUCCUUUCCCAAGACCCUUCUCCACCCCUCCAUCCCCUCCCUGCCACUUCAUUGCAUGUCACUUCUAGUUAGUGAGCCACACAGACCUGUUGGAGCUGCCUGGUCGGAGUGCAUACACAGUAGAGAGGCGUGGAGCUCAGGUUGAAGUUCAGAGUUCACCCAGGAGACACAAGGGAGCAAGACUAUACUACUGGACUACAAGACUUGUACUGAAAGACUAAACAAUCAUGAGUGGAAGUGUCCAGAAGGUCUUUCACCUGGCUGCGUUCAGCUGGUACGCCUUCGUCAUCAAGUCGCUGUAUGCCAAGGGAGAUGAGGAGCCCCCGCCUGGCAUAUUCCCCUACGGCGGGCCCUGGAAAUACCUCACCUUCCUCAACCUGAUCCUGCAGAUGGUGUAUUUUGGCCUGGCAUCGGUGCAGGACCAGAAGUCUUCAGGGAAGCUGCUGAGAGUGGCCAGGGACCUGCUCUUCUCCGUCUACGUCUUCCCUGUGGGCAUGUUUGUAGUGGUGAUGUUCUGGUCCAUCUUCGCGUACGACCGCCAGCUGGUGUACCCUGCCUCCCUAGACGCCUUCUUCCCUCCCUGGAUGAACCACGCUAUGCACACCAUUGUGUUUCCAAUCCUGCUGGGAGAGAUGCUGCUGCAGCCUCACUCCUAUCCAAAGAUCAAGACGGGCAUGACCGCACUGGGCGUCGUAGGGCUGGCUUACUUAAGCUGGGUGAUCUGGGUGUACCUGAGUGUGGGUAUCUGGGUGUAUCCCCUCCUCAACUACUUCAGUCAGGCUGGACUCAUCGCCUUCUUCUUUGUCAACAUGACCGUGGUGACUCUGCUCUACCUGAUGGGCCAGACCAUGAACAACCGGCUUUGGGGUAGGUGCACAGUAGCCCGACAGGCCAGACCAUUCAUUUAGAAUUACUUCUUAAAUAAUGUAGUCGGCUAUGGGCAUAUUUGCCUGCAAUUACGGGAGAAGGCAGGGAAUGGGUGGGAGAUACAGAGGGUCUAAAACAGAGGUAAAACAGUGAAAACACACACAGCCAAAAAUGCAAUGCUAAUUCAACACUUAUGGAGUACUCUGAGACUUCUGGGGUGAGUUUCUCAAAAGGGAAGUUGUUAGCCUGUUAGCAACUUCGGUAGUUGCCAAUGGGAAAAUGCAUUGAAAGCAACGAAGUAGCUAAUGUAGUAAGCAACUUUGCUUUCGAGA
Molecule: messenger RNA, 1860 nt
Organism: Engraulis encrasicolus (European anchovy)
Lineage: Eukaryota; Metazoa; Chordata; Actinopteri; Clupeiformes; Engraulidae
Product: androgen-dependent TFPI-regulating protein
Exons: 5
Coding region: 889-1569 (226 amino acids)
Cellular component (GO): membrane; endomembrane system
Source: RefSeq, a predicted model, not a curated record